Molecule: messenger RNA, 2757 nt
Organism: Periophthalmus magnuspinnatus
Lineage: Eukaryota; Metazoa; Chordata; Actinopteri; Gobiiformes; Gobiidae
Gene: cbfb
Product: core-binding factor subunit beta
Exons: 6
Coding region: 309-806 (165 amino acids)
Biological process (GO): regulation of transcription by RNA polymerase II
Cellular component (GO): nucleus; core-binding factor complex
Molecular function (GO): sequence-specific DNA binding; transcription coactivator activity
Source: RefSeq, a predicted model, not a curated record
GAGGGGGUGUGCGCUACAGCCGGGGGGAGCCAUAUCUUCAGUGAGGAUAGGGUCAUUUAAUAAAAGCCACUUGGAGCAGGAGGAGAUCACACAUACACGCACACAUACACUACACACGCCGCGUACGACGAGUCAAAACACCGCCACACAUAGCACCACACAAGGAAGAGGAGACAACACACACACGCGGAAGAAGAGAGCUCCUCUGAGUCACCGACAGUCACUCACUCAAAAGACCCAGCAACUUUUCACUGACUACUCCAGUCCACACUCGGAGAUCCGGGGAAAAGGCCGUGAAGCGGGCGAAGAUGCCGCGGGUUGUCCCGGACCAGAGGAGCAAGUUUGAGAACGAGGAGUUUUUCCGCAAGUUGAGCCGGGAGUGUGAGAUUAAAUAUACUGGCUUCAGAGACCGGCCACAUGAGGAAAGACAAGCCCGCUUCCAGAACGCAUGCAGAGACGGACGCUCAGAAGUUGCCUUUGUAGCAACUGGUACCAACCUUUCCCUGCAGUUUUUCCCAGCCAACCUCCUUGGAGAUCAGAGGCAGGUCCCUACCAGGGACUACGUCGACUUUGAGCGGGAAACGGGGAAGGUGCAUUUAAAGGCUCCUAUGAUUUUGAAUGGAGUGUGUGUAAUCUGGAGAGGCUGGAUAGACCUACAGCGGCUGGACGGUAUGGGAUACUUGGAGUACGAUGACGAGAGGGCACAGCAUGAAGACGCUUUAGCCCAGGCAGCAUUUGAGGAGGCCCGACGUAGAACCAGAGACUUCGAAGACAGAGAUCGAUCGCACAGGGAAGAUCUGGAGUAAAGACGCCAGCAGGACCGCAGCCUUGGCUUAAACAUGGCCAACACUGAUGUGGAGCACAAGACAUAAGGCAAGACACUGAUGAAGGACGGACACUGGCUGCUCAUUCAUCCGAACAUAACUGCAAUUGUUGAUGAUCACAUUAUUGAACCUUAUUUUUUGUAAAACACAUUAGGUGUUUCAUUAUUUGAGAUUGAAAGUGAGAGACUGUAUGCUAAAAAAAACAAAAACUAAACAAAUGAAAACUAAAUAAUAAACAUUAAAAUGAGCACAACAUAUCUGGGAAACUUGACACCAUACAAAAGUAGUGCUAUAGUAGUAGUAAGAUCUAAAAUAUGGUACAAACUAAAGCCUAAAGUAAGAAGUAUGAGAAAAAUAAUUGCAAACAGUUUGGAUGGCUCAGGGUCAUGUAAGGGUCACAUAAGCCUUGCGCAACAAAUUGCUUUUGUAAAACUGCUUGCAUUCACAUCCAAAAAUCUGCUGUGUUCUUAGACUAAAGUUCACGUUUGCUGGAUAAAGGGAGGGAGGGGGUGCGCAGGUGGGGUUUUCCAGGGGAAGUGGUUAUUGACAUUGCGAGGUCAACAAAUGUUUGCUGUAAAAUAACUGUAAUUAUUUCAUACUGCAUUGCUAUGUUCAGGUCCUAAAUUUAAAGAGGUAUGUAGCAACCAAACCAUCUCAAGAAAGGACAUAAGGUCUUUUUCACUUCUGGAAGCAAUCUGGAAAAAUCUAAAUGUCUUCCAUAGGGUUUUGCACUAUAUGGUUCAAAUAUUUGUCCAACUGUAUUUUUAUGAGCAAAACAAAACAACAAAGAGCCCAGGUGUUUGCAGAUGUUUGAGAAAUAGAUUAUUGUUAUAAUAUGAUGUGGUAUACAUGGAUACUUUUAAACUCAUGCAUUAUUUCAUAUUUUUGCUUAACAGAAAGGUACACUGGGCAGUAAAACGUAUUAAAUUAUUGUUUAACAUUAAUGGAAUGUUUCAAUGUAGGUUUGUCACGAUAACAAAUUUGGAAAUGCGAUGUAUUGAUGAUACAUGAUAAACGAUAACAUAGAAACCAAACCAUAAAGUAGAAUUAUGCCCAAAAAAGUAUUUUAAAUGUACAAUAUUGUUAAAAAUAUGAGCUGCGAUAUAUACAUAACAGAAUGCAACACUUAAGUAGUUAGUCUAUAAUGAGUCGAAGUUAUUUAUUCAAGACUCUAUGAUCAAAUCUUAUUGUACUACAGAAAAAUAACCAAAAUUUUCCCACUAAUAAAAAGGAAAAUUACCAUGAUAAAUACUGACCCCCAAAAAGGAUUAUUUGAUUUGUCAUAUAUAGUAAUUAUGGUGACAGGACUAUUUCAAUGUUCAAAAUGUGGCUUUGAAUGAAAAUUCUCAAGGUUGUUUUUAUAAUACAGAUGUUUUAUCCUAUUUUCCAGUCUGCUUCAAUUCCGCUUUUGGUGAUAAUGCAUUUUAUUUCAAACUACCCAUUACUUAAAGAAGGAGUACUACAAGACCAUAGUGGUCUAUUCUCUUGUUACAGCACUAGUGUGAUAAAACGUUACAUUUUGUUAUCUUAUUAUUUUGUCUGUGUGAAAGUCAUGAUGUUUACUUUUUUUAUAUAUAUUUUCUGUAUUCAUUUUUCUUUCAGCUUCAUUACAACAUAUAGCAAUGGUGUUGUAUGUAUAGAUGAGUUGCAAUGUUUGGAUAACAUGGGAAUGUGUGCUUUUGUUUUCAUGUGUCUUUUAUUUCUAUUAUUAAUGAUGUUAAUAAUAUGUUUGUUUGUAUGCCCUAGCCUUUUGAUUUACAGCUUGAAGCUCAUUUCAUUUCCAGUGUGUAUUAUACAUGUGUGCACUCAACAUUUCUAUUUGAAUUUUCCUAUGAAUAUGGAGCCCCCUUCUUCCUCAAACAGCUUUACAUUUUGUGUUUCUAUCCAUAAAACCCCGUUGGUAACAUUUUAUAAGAGUAAACAUUUUAAAGGA